Cyanidioschyzon merolae strain 10D is the source of this 1269-nucleotide messenger RNA. Its product is annotated as glucokinase. NCBI's taxonomy places the organism in Eukaryota, Rhodophyta, Bangiophyceae, Cyanidiales, Cyanidiaceae. The record is from RefSeq and is a predicted model, not a curated record. Bases 1 to 1269 code for a protein of 422 amino acids. Gene Ontology annotation, biological process: glycolytic process; glucose 6-phosphate metabolic process. The transcript has a single exon. Gene Ontology annotation, molecular function: ATP binding; D-glucose binding; glucokinase activity.
AUGCGCAAGUUAAUUGUGACAGGUGAUAUAGGGGGCACGAAUGCUCGCCUAGCGAUAUUCGAUGCGACAGACUCGGAUGAUGUCUGCGCUCAGCCGUGCGUCCACAGAACAUCGUAUAGGAACGAGCAGUUUUCCCGCUUCCACGAUGUACUGGACACUUUCGUGCAGGAAGCGCGUGCACACCUCAACGAUGCCUCCUUCUAUAUCGCUGCUAUGUGCCUUGCGGUAGCGGGACCUGUCGUCGCCGACCGGGUCUCGUUCACGAACCGACAGCAGUGGAUUCUGGAUGCGAAUGAGUUGCGAGACGCGUUCCAUAUUGAUCGCGUCCGUUUCUUGAACGAUUUUGUUUCGAACGGGUACGGACUGCUCACGUUGAGGGAGCCAGACGAGUGUUAUGUCUUGCAGCGUGGCGAGCCGAGUGCUGGUGAGCCAAAAGCUUGUGUCGGAGCCGGCACUGGUCUCGGGGAGUGCUACCUCACUGCGUGCGCCCAGCCGGAUGUGUCGGGUCAGGGAUCCACCGUGUGGCACUAUGAGGCACACGCGACCGAGGGAGGUCAUGUAGAUUUUGCGCCAAUAACGGAACUAGAGUUGGAGCUUCUGCAGUACUUGCGAAACAAGUUCGGUGACAGCGGCCAUAGGGUCUCUGUGGAACGCGUCGUCAGCGGACGAGGACUCGUCAACAUUUAUGAAUUCCUGCGGGAAAAGUACCCCGAAAAAGUGCAACCAAGUAUCGAUAAAUCCAUCCUAGAAUCGAAUGAUGGCGCUGCAACCAUCGCUCGCUACGUGUACGAGUGUGGCCUUUGCGCGCAGGCGAUGCGUAUGAUGAUGGAUAUCUACGGUACCGAGUGCGGGAACGCAGCGCUCAAAUACCUACCGUUUAGUGGUCUCUAUAUUGCGGGCGGAAUAGCUCCUAAAAACCUCGAAUGGCUCCAGGAAGGCAAGUCGGAUUUUCUGAAGCGUUUCCGGGAAAAAGGACGUGUGAGCACGAUCUUGCGGCGCAUUCCCGUGAAAGUGGUGCUCGCCGAGGACCUCGGCCUGCGUGGUGCACACGUCGUUGCAGCGCGCAUGGCGAGCGACACUUUUCCACCCACAAGCGCUACGGCAGGAGCGCUCAAACAUCCCCGACGCUGGUAUGAGACGCGCGCGAUUCUGAUGGAGCAUACCGAGCGGAUUGUUUAUUUCACGGGUCUGCUGGGGGUUCUCGCGUCCUGUGCGUACACUGGUGCAUCCGUGUGCUGGUGGUAUUUCCGACGAACACGUCCUGCAUAG